This is a messenger RNA of Brassica rapa (field mustard), 2467 nucleotides long. Its product is annotated as F-box/kelch-repeat protein At1g64840. The record is from RefSeq and is a predicted model, not a curated record. Gene Ontology annotation, molecular function: protein binding. NCBI's taxonomy places the organism in Eukaryota, Viridiplantae, Streptophyta, Magnoliopsida, Brassicales, Brassicaceae.
UAUCUCUGCCAAAGUGCCAACAAAGGUAACGUAUUUGAAAUAAACAAAAACCAGAAUGUUUUUCUUUUGGACUUGAAAUAAUAUGCAAUCAUCUUUGGGCUUGCCCUUUGGGUUAUUCACCAAUAUAUAUGCAGUCCCGCCUCUGACCUAUGCUAUCAUGGGUCCAAACAAAAUUCUGGUGUUAUUUUACUAAUUAGAAAAGUUCAUUUUAAUUUGUUAAAUUAUCAAUUAGUUGGUGAACUUAUAACAAAAAAGAUCCAUGAUUAAAAAAACCAAUUUUAAAUACAAAAAGACAAUAAUUCUUUUUAAAUUUCACUGUUCUUAAUUUUUUUACAACAAAACCUAAUUUACACUUAAAGCCCACUUUUCUUUUAAUACCACAAAUUUUUGUUUGCUUCAUUUUAAAUAAAUGCAAUCUUUUUUAAAAAAAAGGUCUCUAUUUUAUGUUUGGCUUAAGGACAUUAAAUUUUUUAAGACGACACUGUAUAUAUGGGUUUUCUCUCAUAAAGGUAAAAGACUUAUUAUCUAAUAAAGUAGAAGUAAUUGAUUUUAGAUUUCAAUAGUUGAUAUUUUAGAUUUUUGUUUUAUUUUUUUCAGUGCUAAAACAAAAAUUUGUUUUACAAUCAAUUUUGUGCAAAUUUUAGAUUUAAAUACUAUUUAAUAUCUAAUAGAUACUAAAAUUUUUGAUAAUCAAACUAUUAAAUGCUAAACUUUUAAUAUUUUAAAUUAUUAUUCAACAAUUAUAACAUUAUAAAUAUAACAUGUACUUUUUGUAUAAUAUUAUCAUCUCCGAAAUCACGGAGAAACAUGCUAGAUUGGAUAUAAUUGGAAACAUUAAAAUAAAUGAAAAUCUAGCAUUGAUGUCAUAAUUUUCUUAAUACAUAUUUGUGAUAAUCAAGUGUUAAAAAAAAACAUAUUUGUGAUAAUCAUUAUUGGUAAUAUUAUUUGUUUAGUUAUUGUGGUAAGAUGAUUCUUGAUUUUGUUUUCUUUUAGAAUUGAAUUAAAUAAAUUAAUAAUAAAAAAAAUCAUCAACUAAUCAAAUUAAAACAAUUAAUUAGAGAGUUUUCAUAUGAAUGACACUUAAUAAAAAAUCACUAAAUAAUUAAUAUAUAGUAAGAAAUAUGAUACAGUAAGAUAAGAUUUAAAAUUAAAGGAAAAAAAAAACACUUUUUAGUAUUUUGAAUCUGAAUCGAUGAAACCGAAACACUGAAUGGGUGUUUCCAUUCCAAAACCGACGUCAUUUCUCGAUGCUAUAAAUUGCUCGCGGAGAUGAACAUGGAUAGUCACUUCAUUUCUUCUCCGACAACUUCUCCCUCCUAGGUUUUUGUCUUUCCAUCAAGACAUGCAUGCGAACAUGGCUGAACCUGCAACGGAAGAGAAGAAGAUGAUACCAGACUGGACUAAGCUCCCUGAAGAGCUGCUUCAGAUUAUCACCCAUAAAAUGAACUGUUUCGAUGUUGUUCAUGCUCGCUCUGUCAGCACCUUGUGGCGAUCCGCAUUCCCAUAUCCGGCUUCCCUGCUGCGCUCAAGUUACUCUCUUCCCACUUAUCCUGUCGAAAAGGACGGCUUGUGCUCCCUCCACAAGAUCCCUCUUGUCCUCGUCAUUGAUGAGUCGGCUUGUGAGUUUUUCAUGGGAUUAGUAGGCCGAGAUGAGUCUGCUGACUACAUGGAGGAGGUUCCAUCUCCUCUUCAGUGCUCGCUAAGGGUGAAGAUGCGAAAAUCUGAUCCAACAAUAUUGAUGAACGUGAUCGGCUCCCAGAUCGUAUCUCUAGGCCAUCAGUACACAAUGGUUUGUUGGGAUCCUAAAGGAUUGAGAACAACUUACAAAAACGCUGCUGCUAUUCUUCCGCUAGGAGGAGGAGAGUUCGUUGUGCUCCGUAUCUUCUCGGGAACUUUGUUCGUGUUAACAAGUGCUAAAAGGAAGUGGGUGCAGCUUCGGGGCGUUCCAAGUUUUCGAUGCACUGCUUUAGUCACUUUUAGAGGAAGAUUCUAUGCUUCUUUCUUCUAUGACAAGGAAAUUCUCGCUAUCCAUCCUUAUUCGCUAGUAGCAGUUCGCCUGAUACCUCAAAACUUUACCUGUGAAAUCACUUAUCUGAUUCCAGCUGGUGAUGAUGAGCUUUUCCUGGUUAAGAAAAACAAACCUUAUAAUGGUCCGGUAACAUGUACAGUGAGUAGGCUGGAGGGUUUAGGAUGGGCCGAGGUCGAUGAUAUAGGAGACCGUGUGUUGUUUCUUGGAGAAGAUCAUGCAAAUGUCUGCUUCUCGGCUAACCAGCUUCCUGAUGGUUGUGGUAUGACCGGGAACUCGAUUUUGUUCUCCGCACCACCAGGCGAUGAAACCUACUUCUGUAAGUAUGGACCACCCGAAGUUCCAAAAGAAAACGUGGUGGGUGAAUGGAGAAGCUCAAGAGAGAGCCGUGUGAAAUUCAUUGAUUCUCAUGAGGCCUAUGCUUUCCGGGUUGAGUUUUGA